AUGAACUCAGCUGUCCUUCAAAGCUUCAGCCUCUCCUGGAAGCAGUUGAAAGGGAGAGGCAGUAGCCGGUGUGGACGUGUUUCUCAAAAUACCAUCAUCUUCAUGGAAGGCAAAGAGUCCAGCACCGUGUUCCUGUUGAAGCGCAUCGUCGAGGGCAUCCUCAAGCAGCUGCCAGACGAGCAGCGGCUGUACAAGGACCACCGGUUUCUGGACAAUGGCAAGAUAUUGGGUGAGUGUGGCUUCACCAGCCAGACCCAGCCGCGGGUGGGGCUAGCCUUACAGGCAGGUGAAGCAUUUGAGACCCUGCCCAUCAAGCCCUUCUCCAGCCCACCGGAGCUGCCGGAAGUGAUGAAGCCGCAGGACCCAGGAAGCAUCGCUAAUGAACAAGCUGAGCAGUGA
This is a messenger RNA of Mesoplodon densirostris (Blainville's beaked whale), 399 nucleotides long. Its product is annotated as elongin-B-like. Gene Ontology annotation, biological process: transcription elongation by RNA polymerase II. The coding region runs from base 1 to 399 and encodes 132 amino acids. The record is from RefSeq and is a predicted model, not a curated record. NCBI's taxonomy places the organism in Eukaryota, Metazoa, Chordata, Mammalia, Artiodactyla, Ziphiidae. Gene Ontology annotation, molecular function: protein binding. Gene Ontology annotation, cellular component: elongin complex; VCB complex. The transcript has 2 exons.